Maylandia zebra (zebra mbuna) is the source of this 1697-nucleotide messenger RNA. The record is from RefSeq and is a predicted model, not a curated record. NCBI's taxonomy places the organism in Eukaryota, Metazoa, Chordata, Actinopteri, Cichliformes, Cichlidae.
ACUUCAACUGGCCUAAGUAAACCGAGUGAAGUCAAACCCUCGUGUCUGCGUGGUCAUUUUGAAGAGGAGUUGAGUCUGAAUGUCGACUCUAGCAAGGCGUUAGAGGCAGAGGACAUUACAAUGACCUGAGGAUCGUGCUGUUUGGGAAGACCAGGGUUGGUAAAAGUACUCUAGGAAACAUCAUCAUGGGGAACACAGAGACUUUCACCUCAAAGGAUUCGUCCAAAGAUCGCACACAGAAAUCCCACAGCACUGUGGAAGGUCAAAAAGUGGCUGUUGUUGAUACUCCAGGUCUGUUUAAACCUGGAAAACAUGAAGAUGAGCUGGUGAACGAGAUCAAGCGAUCCAUUGAUCUUGCCAGUCCUGGUCCUCAUGUGUUCCUGCUGGUGCUGAGGUUCGGUAUGAUCACCUCUGAAGAAUUAGAGGUACUGGAGGUUUUUGUGCGCACCUUUGGCAGACGUGCAUUGGCCUACACAACAGUGGUGUUCACCCAUAGAAAUGAAGAUGAAGACUAUGAAGCUAACAUACAGGAGGCUAUGAUCGAGAGUAAGGAUUUCAGAGAACUCAUUGAGCAGUGCCAGUGGAGAUAUUUUGCUUUUAACAUUGAAGACAAAAGUCCUGCUCAGGUCACCGAGCUGCUGAAGAAGAUAACACCGAUGGGAAAAGAUUACUUCUACACUCCUGACAUGCUCCAAGAGGCUGGAAAACCGGACGAGCAGGACGAAAAACCAAAAACAGCAGAAAGAACAGGCAGGCGUGCGCUUCUGGAAAGGACUGGAUUGGUGGGAAUCAUUUUGGGAUCUGUGGGGGGAUAUUUACUUGGAGGUGGUGAGCUGACGUCUACAUCGGGAGCUUUACUGGGAGCUUUAGGGGGUUCAGUACUGUCGAUGGGAACAACAGCUUUAGCGAUGAAGGCCAAAAUGCUCACUGAGAAAUGCUGCAAAAAGUGAGUUUUUAAUUGAUUUAGCUUUUUGUAAAAUGUUUCAAAAACAGAUUCAAACCUUUAAAAAUGAAAGGAAUGGCCACGAUGGCUCGUUACCGUGACGAUUUGACCUGGGCUGUAUUUUCAUCUAAUACCAGUUUGUACCACAUGAUGCAGCAGUGAGUCGGUGUAAUGUUCAUGCAACCAGGUCUCUUUUUCUUUUUUUACCUUUUCAUAUUGUAAGGGAUAUUUGUGCUUUAAGCAACAGGACUAGAUGUUACAAUCCCUGAACAUGCAUUGCUUCAAAUGUAGAAAGUCUUGAGCAAUGACUGUUAUCAUCGUUUUGUGCCUCAACCUCACAAGAUGUUUCUGUCUUUUAUCACAAGCUAAGGGACAUCUGUACAGUUUGUAUUCUGGUUGCUGAUUGGUUGAGCUCUCUAAACUCUUUAAAAACAUCUAACUUUCAGUGGUUUGCAGAGUAGUUUACAGUAAAAUAAUCACCAGUGAAUUAGCAGUUGUUGGUGGAGGGGAGAGCCACAAGAUUACUGGGUACCUCCAGAUACUUUACUGGGAAACAAACCUGAAACAGAACAUCAUCCUCCAAAAUUGCUCUUUAAAAAAGAAAAAUCAUAGAAGCCAAACAUCUGUUACUGUCAGCUUUCAAAUUUGCACAUUGAAUUUAUUAUCUCCAUGUUUUGCUGUUUGAAGAUGCUGUUCUGGGAGCUUGUGAUUGCUCUUUUUGUAGCAUUUAAAUCACUUUAAAAACUGUGUAAAG